This is a messenger RNA of Vigna umbellata (rice bean), 1257 nucleotides long. NCBI's taxonomy places the organism in Eukaryota, Viridiplantae, Streptophyta, Magnoliopsida, Fabales, Fabaceae. The record is from RefSeq and is a predicted model, not a curated record.
AUGAAAAGCACGCUUUACCUCUGCACCACACCACCACUGUUGUUGCCAUUAAAAUCACUGUCCACCACCAUCACCAUUGCUGGUGUAGAGGAAGAAGAGUGGGAGAAUACUGUCAUUAAGAAUGAAGAUCUUGAGGAGCUGCGAGAACUAGGUUCUGGUACCUUUGGGACUGUGUAUCAUGGAAAAUGGAGAGGAACAGAUGUUGCUAUUAAAAGAAUAAAGAAGAGCUGCUUCACGGGUCGGUCAUCUGAACAAGAGAGAUUGACUGUGGAGUUUUGGCGGGAAGCUGACAUUCUCUCCAAACUUCAUCAUCCAAAUGUGGUUGCAUUUUAUGGUGUGGUACAGCAUGGACCAGGUGGUACAAUGGCCACUGUGGCAGAAUAUAUGGUGGAUGGUUCUCUUAGGCAUGUAUUACUUCGCAAGGAUAGGUAUCUUGAUCGUCGCAAGAGGCUGAUAAUUGCAAUGGAUGCUGCUUUUGGAAUGGAAUAUUUGCACUCAAAAAACAUUGUGCAUUUUGACUUAAAAUGUGACAAUUUGCUUGUAAACUUGAAAGAUCCUUUACGUCCAAUAUGCAAGGUUGGUGAUUUUGGCUUAUCAAAAAUUAAGCGAAAUACUUUGGUUACUGGUGGUGUGCGUGGGACACUACCUUGGAUGGCACCAGAGCUUCUGAAUGGAAGCAGCAAUAAGGUCUCAGAAAAGGUUGAUGUGUUCUCCUUUGGCAUUGUAUUAUGGGAAAUUCUUACCGGUGAGGAGCCAUAUGCCAAUAUGCAUUAUGGUGCAAUUAUAGGAGGAAUUGUAAAUAACACAUUAAGGCCAACCAUCCCAAGUAACUGUGAUCCUGAAUGGAGAACACUGAUGGAACAAUGCUGGGCUCCCAAUCCUGCAGUCAGACCAUCCUUCACAGAAAUUGCCAGUCGUUUGCGCAUAAUGUCUGCGGCAGCAAGCCAAACCAAAACACAGGGCCAUAAAACAUCUAAAUGAGUUAUACAUUGUAAAGUUGGUAUUCAUACAGUCAUUUAAUGGUGAUCCAAGGAAGUAACUUACAAGUAUGGUUCUAUAUACUGUAGUCUUUUUUUUAUUUUACCAUAAUAAUUUUAUACUACACUAUGCAAGUUGUAUACCAAUGCUUCAACAACAGUGCAAAAUUUGUCAUUUAGUUUCUGUGUAUUGUACAAUGUUUUUCUUGCUCCUUGGUUUUCCAAUCUUGUAAUUGCUAACAAUGAUUUUAUUAUAGAUGGCUAUUACUCAUGUAGAGGG